UAGAUGUUGCGGUCAACUCUUUUUCUUGAUCAAUACUUUGUUUCUUUUCUUUACAUCAGAAUUUUCAUGUCCUCAGACGACUUGUAAAAAUGAACGUAAACUUUGCCCCGAUUCCUUUCAGAGUGCUAAAAUGUUGCGGACUUUGGAGGCCGUUGUCCUGGACAUCGUGGAAAAAGAUGACUUACAGCGGCUUCAGUCUCGUUUCCUUGAUGAUUGUGAUUAUCACGGCACUGCUGGUUCUGAUCGCCGUGUGUCAGAUGUCGUUCAACGACGAUCUGUUUGCCGAGAACGUCUUUCUCAUGUUUGCCUUGAUCAACGCGACCUCCAAAGCUGCCAAUGUUCUUCUGUUUCGCGGUCGUUUCAUCGCUCUGCUGAAUAUGGUGGCAAGCGAGAGAUGGUCCAAGCUGCGGAGCGACGAAGAGCUCGAGAUUCGCGCCAAAUGCGAUAAGACGAUAAGGAAAAUUAGCGUUUACUUUACGACGGCUGUGUUCGUCGCGAUCCUGCUGCGUGUCAUCGCUCCUCUCGUUGAUCUUUUUGUCAAAGGAGAAAUUAGACUGCCGGUGAACGCUUAUUGUCCUUGCGACAUUCGAAAUCCGAGCUGCUAUUGGAUGCUCUACUGGCAGCAGGCCAUAGGUACUGGCAUAGCGACGCUCAUUCACGCCGCCAAAGACUGUCUGAUUUGCGCAUUUUUGCUGCAAACCUGCUCGUACCUGGAGAUUUUGAAACGGCGCAUCGUGGCUAUUCCUGGAAUCAUUGCUAGCGAGAGGAACUGUGGAAAUUCGGGCAAUAUUCAAGAGAUGGAAAAAAGAUUGAUAUCCGGAUGCGUCGAGGAUCACGACAACAUUUUUCUAUUUUCCAAAAUCUUGAAUUCGAGCCUUGAAGUGAUGUUGUUUGGUCAAAUAGCAGUUACGUUACCAAAUUUAUGCCUUAGCAUCUAUCUGCUAUCGACUCAAAACAUAGCGAGUAUGGACUUUGUUAUGACGAUUCAAUUUUUCUCAGCAGUCGUGAUCGAAUUAUUCUUUUUCUGCUGGUAUGGAAAUCAAGUUACUUUAAACAGUUUCGAUGUCGAGGCUGCCAUCUCGACCAUGGAUUGGACUUCCUUGACAGUUCAGUCGCAGAAGUUUUUACUGCAGAUGAUGGUACGAACGGCCAGGCCGAUUUUGUUUCGUGUUGGACCGAUCAUGGACAUGAACAUUGAUUCGUUCUUGAGUAUUAUGAAAACUUCUUAUUCUGCAUUUAGCGUGCUACAGUCUACAAAAGAGUAAAAUUAUUGAAUGCCAUUUUAUUAAUAUGAUGAAAUUUGAGAUUUAGUUACAUAUUUUUCUGUGCAGUUCUGCAAUAAAUUGCUCUAGUUGAUAAUAUACUGCAAAUGAUAUUUAUAAGAUAUUAAUGCCAGGGUAAACAUAAAAAUUAAUUAUGAUACAUAUUUUCGGAAAUUACUGAAAAAUAUUUUUAUAAUAAAUCACGCGAGUGCUUUUGUUGUUCUCUAGGCACUCAGGUAGAUUUUAAAAGUUGUAUCAACUGAAACUUUUAAGAAAAAGAUUGUAUAAUUUACGUUUUCACUCAGACUUGGAAUUCCUAAUAACUUUUUCUUACCUGAGAUCGUUUUACGCGUUUAUCAUACAGGGCGCGGUAACGAAUUCGCGCCUCGAAACCGUUGCGUAUGCAUAUAUAACAUACGAAGCGUGCCUAGGUGUGGCGGUCAGGCUACAGUCAGUUUUUGCAUCGCCGUAGCUGCGGCUGCUCUCGACGAUUCUUAAAAGCAUGACGGUCGCAAACGCGAGCGCACACACACAUACUUUCGGAGCGCGACUCUCGCAAUUUAUGCGCGAGACAUUAUUACAGUCGGACG
This is a messenger RNA of Trichogramma pretiosum, 1852 nucleotides long. RefSeq names its product odorant receptor 94b-like. The transcript has 5 exons. NCBI's taxonomy places the organism in Eukaryota, Metazoa, Arthropoda, Insecta, Hymenoptera, Trichogrammatidae. Gene Ontology annotation, cellular component: plasma membrane. Bases 90 to 1265 code for a protein of 391 amino acids. Gene Ontology annotation, molecular function: odorant binding; olfactory receptor activity. The record is from RefSeq and is a predicted model, not a curated record. Gene Ontology annotation, biological process: sensory perception of smell; detection of chemical stimulus involved in sensory perception of smell.